AUGAUCGACAGAGAAACUAUUUUCAAUAAUUUAAACCUAAAGCCACUACCCACAAAUAUUAUGUUCAGUAAUAAUACAGGAUAUAGUGAAUUGAUCUGUUCCACCUACGGCUCUUCACAAAUAGAUAUCUCGUGGAUUUUGAAAGACGGCAGUAUCGCUGGAAAUAUCAUCGGAUUAAGAGAAAUUCUACCAAAUGGGACAUUGUAUUUUUUUCCCUUCGCUGCUCAUCUAUAUCGGACGGAUGUGCAUGACACAACUUAUCGAUGCAGGGCUACAAUUGAUCACUAUACUAUACUAAGUGCUGAUAUAAAAGUUCGAGCAAUUGUACGUCAAACAUACGACAUUAAAGUUACAACCAAUGAUGUUGGCCUUGGAAGUACAGCAUUCCUUCAAUGCAAUAUUUCACCACAUGUACGUGAGUUUGUUUAUGUGACGGCGUGGUAUCGUGAUAAAGAAAUGCUUCCUGCAGACCGCUCGGAUUUCGGAAUGCGAUACUUAGUUACAUCUCCCAGUGGUGACUUAUGUCUACGAAUUGUUAACAUAGGUGACAGGCAGAAACAGUUUUCUUGUGCGACAACCGACGUGCUGACUGGUGAAACAAAAAUCAGCGACCCUGUAUAUCUAACUAUCACAGACUUUAUCUCGGAUUCGUCACCAAGAACGACACAAAAACCAAUUCUAGAAAUCUCAACGGACCAAGGAUCUAAAAUACAGCUUCCGUGCAAUGUUCAGGGAAACCCUCAACCUGUGUUUACCUGGUUUCGUGUUUCCAAUUCUGGAUCACUAUAUACGGUUCCGUCAUCCCAGCGAAUCAUACCAUCACAGUCGCUACUGUUUAUACGAAAAACCGUUGAUGGAGAUGCAGGAAGAUGGAUAUGCAAAGCAGCUAACCAAUUUGGUGAACAGAGACUGCAGAUUCAUUUGACAAUCAAUUCAGAAUUAUUAGUGCAUAUUCAUCCGCAAAUGCAAGUGAUUAAUACAGGCGAUUCAGCGAAAUUUAAUUGCACUGUCAUGGGAUCGGAAUCUAGUCAAAUCGAGUGGUUUCAUAAUGGACGCCUAUUAACUGAUGAUAACCGGAUGGGAAAGAAAUUCCAUAGGUUUCCUAUGACAUCUACUGAGAUGCUUCAAAUAGACAAUAUUAAUAAAGAAGAUUGUGGUGUCUAUCAAUGCAUUGUUUCAAAUAUUAGAACCAGCAGACAAACUAGUGCAGAAUUGAAACUUGGAGAAACUCCCCCGGAAAUAAUGUACAAUUUUGGUGAACAAAAUAUUCAUCCAGGAACGUUUGUUUCACUGAAAUGUACAGCUUCAGGAUCUCCUAAUCCUAAGUUUAUUUGGUUACUGGAUUACCAACCUAUAGUUCCCUCCACCCAUCGUUACACUGUUGAUCAGUUUAUCGACGAUAGCGGAAGAGCAUCAACGCAUUUAAACAUAACUCAUGUCAAUGCAGACGAUGGUGGACUUUAUGCAUGCGUUGCUUCCAAUACAAUGGGAACUGCUUUAGAAAAAGCUCGUUUGAACGUAUAUGGCCCUCCAUAUGUCAGAGCUAUUAGUGCAAUCAAAGCCGUUGCAGGUGAAUCAAAAGAAAUAUAUUGCCCUUUCUCGGGCUAUCCAAUUUCACAAAUUCAGUGGUUGCAUAACGGUUACAACUUAAGCGCAAACUUGAGGUACGCAAUAUCUGGUAUUAGCCAUGGGGAAACACUUCGAAUUCAUCGUGUCAAUGGGAUUCAAGAUAAAGGAGUGUAUACUUGCAUAGUAACUAGUCCAAAUGGAGAUGAGGCUCGGAGAGAUAUUCAACUUAUUAUAAAUAGUCCACCAGUGAUUGAAUCUUUCUCGUUUCCGAAAAAUAUUAAAGUUGGCGGUCGAGCUCAGCUAACUUGUUCGGUGUCCUCGGGUGAUAUGCCGGUUUAUUUUAGUUGGAAGAAAGAUGGUGCCACUAUUCCCCUUAAACUUCAAGUAUCAGAGAGAAAGGAGGAAUUUUUUAGCUUACUCAUACUGAAAAAUAUUACAGCAAAGCAUAGAGGAAGAUAUACAUGCUUUGCAUUAAAUGCGGCCGCAGAGGUCAAUCAUACCGCGGAACUGCUCGUGCAAGUACCUCCGACAUGGAAACAAGAACCUUCCGAUUUAUCUGUAAUUAUGGGUAGUACUAUAUCUGUGACAUGCGAAGCAGAAGGAUUUCCACAACCAAAAGUUACAUGGUACAGGGGCCAACAUAAAAUGUCUAAAAAUUUCCAUUCCAUACCUUUGAAAAAUGAAACUCUCAAUGUUAAUUACGCCACUUCGUCAGAUGCAGGUUAUUAUAUGUGUGAAGCUUACAAUGGAGUUGGUGAUACAUUGUCAAAAAUUAUUAAAAUUGAUGUCAAUGUAGCCGCUCAUUUUGAUAGUUCAAUAAAGAACAUAUCCGCACGUCGAAACGACGCGGUAAUUUUGGAAUGUGUGGCUUUGGGUGAUGAUCCAAUUAAAAUUACUUGGACCCAUAAAAAAUCAAGAAUAGAUUUCAAUAAUUACCGAUAUAAUUUAGUGGAAAUAAAGGUUGAUAACGGUAUACGAUCUCAGCUAUCAAUAAAUCACGCAGAGAGAUUCGAUUCAGGAAAAUAUGUAUGUUCAGCGGAGAAUUUGUACGGUACAAGCGAACAAAUAACAUACCUAGCAGUACAAGAAAAACCUGAUGCGCCAUCCGAUUUAGAGGUUCUUGAAGUAAAUAGCCGUAAAAUAAAAUUAUCGUGGAAAAGACCUUAUGAUGGAAUGUCUCCUGUGCUCAGUUAUCUCUUGCAGUAUCAGCCGCUGAGAAUUUUUACCGAUUAUAUCGGAGAGAAUGUAGAUCUGACAUGGGAAAAUUCAUUGGUAGUCAACCUAACACUAUCCAAGUUGAAGGAGGAAAAUAGUACGCUUGACAGCGCAACUCGUGAUGAAGCAUUUGUAGAAGGUCUACAUCCUGCAACGCAAUACCUCGUGCGAAUGUUAGCUAUCAACGAGAUUGCAUGUUCGUCAUUCACGGAUCAGCUCGUAGUAAAGACACAAGAAGAAGCUCCAACAGAAGCACCAACUAAUUUAAAGGUUAAGCCGGGUGGUCCUGGAGAAUUGAUAGUAACAUGGCAAAUUCCGAAUAAAGAUACUUGGAAUGGUGAACUACUUGGAUAUACUCUAAAUUGCAUAGAAGAGAAGCAAAACAUAAAUUUCAUAAGUAAUAAUAACUCACAAAACUUAACUUUCACUGCCAAUGGUUGGGCGACAACAAAAAUGUUGAUAUCUAAUUUAAAAAAAUUUACUAGAUAUUCAGUUAAAAUUCGUUCAUUCAAUGCUAUUGCUGCUGGUCCAUGGAGCCCUAUAACGCACAGUACAACGUUAGAAGGUGUGCCGGAUACUCCACCGCAAAACGUGACAUGUAACAGCCUCUCUUCUCAAAGUAUAAAAGUUCAGUGGCAGGAGCCACCACCUCAAUAUCAUAACGGUAUAUUACAAGGCUACAAAGUUUUGUAUAGAUCGCUUUCUACAGCUAAUGAUCUUUUUACCCCUUGUGAAGUCAAGAGAACAUCUAAUUUAGAAACGUAUUUGCACGCAUUACUGAAAGCAACGAACUAUUCUAUUCAGGUAUUGAGUUUUACAUUGUCCGGAGAUGGUAUAUCGAGUACGCCAAUAUUUUGUGCAACUGAAGAAGAUGUUCCUGAAGCGCCAACUGGAGUCAAAGCAUUAAUAUUAACAGCAGAUUCUAUUCUUGUAUCAUGGUUGAAACCUAAACAUGCUAAUGGGAUUAUAAGUCAUUACACCAUAUUUAGUAAAAACCAUGGAAAAAUUGGACAUGCUAAAAGUUAUUUAGUACGGCUCGAUGAGCAACAUCCCUUACUUUUUGAAGUUAGAGGCCUAAGUGAAAAUCGCAAAUAUGACUUUUGGGUAACGGCUUCUACGUCCAAGGGCGAAGGAGAUGCUACAAUUGUUGUUACGCAAGAAACCAAUACUCGUGCUCCGGCGAGAAUAGCGUCAUUCUCACAAACUUUGAAAGCACCGGUGGGAACCAGUAUAUCGCUAGAAUGUAUAGCAGUAGGAAAUCCAACACCAAGAACACGAUGGAUUACCAAUGACCAGCCUGUUACUUUCAGUCCAUAUUAUAGUAUUUCACAAAGAUAUCUAAAAAUAUAUAAAAUUGAACCGAACCUCUCGGGUAAUUACACAUGCACAGCUAAAAACCUCUUCGGAGAAGAUAGCAUUUCGUAUAUACUAAUAGUGUUACAAACACCAAACAUAACUCUUAUUUCGAUACAGUACGCAUCGUACGAUAGUGUUAGAAUCAUUUGGGAAACUUCGUUUGAUGGAGGAGCACCGAUACAGGGAUUUAAUCUGUUUUACCGGCCUGCCUCUGGUAUUUGGUCAAGUGUAUCAAUACCUUCUGAGCAAUUUGCUUAUACGUUAAAUGGAUUAAAGUGCGGAUCGCAAUACAUAUUGAAAAUGAACGCCCACAAUAAAGCAGGAGUCGGUGUUUCAACCGAUGAUCUAACCAUUUGGACCAAAGGAAAAGCACCACAUAUUCCCGAAGAUCGGGAAUUAAUUGUGACUAAUGCUACAUGCUUGAGUCUAAACCUGCAUACAUGGCAUGAUGGAGGUUGUCCCAUAACGCACUUUUCAAUAGAAUAUCGUCGUUUACAUACACCAUUUUGGACGACAGUUUCAUCAGACAUAUCAGGAAUAGGACAGAAUAGUGAUAGUAUUUCUUUCUGUGAUUUUCAACCGGCUGUUUGGUACGAACUAAAGAUUGCCUCUAGCAAUGACGCUGGAGAAACGGUUGCUCAGUUCAAUUUCGCAACGACCACAUUAAUGGGUGAUAAAAUUCCACCUCCGGAAUAUACGCAGAUUGAAAUAAACAACGGAGACCAUUCAGAAGAAGUACCUAAGGACAUUCAAUGGAUGAUAUCUAUUGUAAUAAUAGCAACUCUAAUAACCGUUGUUCUCUUCUUUGUUCUUCUCGUAAAAUACAGGAAAAUGUGUUUAACAAACAAUAGUGGAAAUAAUAUCGAAGAAAUUUCGAACAAUUGCAUCCAAAAGGAAGAAGCUACCUACAUGCGGACUGAUCAGAUUUAUAGUGCUUCACCAGUGAAAAUGCUUGACAAAGAAGAUAAUUCUGAAAUGUAUGAAAUUUCGCCAUAUGCAACAUUCAAUGAUACAAAUGAACAAGAAUCUGAUAAAGCCGUUUUUCGUAAUAGAACUCAUCCGGCGGUUGAUUACUCUUUACAGUUUCGCACUUUUGGACAUCCAGAAAAUGAAUUACAUACUACAGCAUAUCCACUUUUAGAAUGCGCAGGAUUCGGGAAUGCUAAAAACAGAGCCGGCAGGCAUAAGCAGAUGUUUAACACAGGAGGACAAAAUUAUAAUAGAUCAUAA
Molecule: messenger RNA, 5370 nt
Organism: Sabethes cyaneus
Lineage: Eukaryota; Metazoa; Arthropoda; Insecta; Diptera; Culicidae
Gene: Dscam3
Product: cell adhesion molecule Dscam2
Exons: 22
Coding region: 1-5370 (1789 amino acids)
Biological process (GO): dendrite self-avoidance; homophilic cell-cell adhesion; axon guidance
Cellular component (GO): axon; plasma membrane
Molecular function (GO): cell-cell adhesion mediator activity
Source: RefSeq, a predicted model, not a curated record